AUGCUCGACCACCUCGGGGUGAUCGACGGGCAGUACGUGAAGCCGACGGGGGCGAACGCGCCGUCGUGGCGGAGCUCGCCGCUCGCGCGCCUCAGCCUGGAGAUCCGCAGCCGCAUCACCGCGCUCCGGCUGCGCUGCACGAGCUACUACGUGCGCCGCUGGAAGAUCAGCCCGCCGGUGCCGGCGCCGCACACGGCGGAGAUCAUCCGCGCGACCAAGGCCCUCUACGAGGACAUCUACACGGCGUUCGGCAACGGCGACCUGGCGCCCGUGCGCGACCGGCUCGCGCCGGGCUUCCACGACACGCUCUCCCAGCACAUCCGCGAGCGCCGCCCGGACACGACGCGGCAGUGGCGGCUGGAGCGGUACGUCGGCGAGCCGCGCGUGGCGGCCAAGGCGGCGAAGGAGGCGGCCAAGGCGGCGAAGCGGGACGCGAACGGGAUGCUGCAGGCGAUCGUGCGGAUCCGGAGCGUGCAGUCGCUGGUGACGGUGGCGCGGAAGCGGACGUGGGACCGGGCGCGGCGCACGACGUCGGUCGAGUACUUCGUCGUCCAGAAGAAGAUCCGCCACAGCCGCGUCGACCCCGACUGGCAGGCCUGGGGCGCCGCCCAGGAGUCCACCCCGGAGCGGAUCGCGUACGAGGCCGCGCUGAGGGACGCCCGGAUGGAGGAGCAGACGAGGAGGCAGGCGGCCGGGGAGGUUUAG
Molecule: messenger RNA, 705 nt
Organism: Dissoconium aciculare CBS 342.82
Lineage: Eukaryota; Fungi; Ascomycota; Dothideomycetes; Mycosphaerellales; Dissoconiaceae
Exons: 3
Coding region: 1-705 (234 amino acids)
Biological process (GO): protein insertion into mitochondrial inner membrane from matrix
Cellular component (GO): mitochondrial inner membrane
Source: RefSeq, a predicted model, not a curated record